AUUCAAUCACCCGGCUCCUGGAGUGGUACCCGUGGCGCUGGCAGCGGGCGCGCCUUCUCUGGCGAAGCGGAGGGAGCCAGCGCGCCGCGCGCGCUUUCCUCUUGCCACCUAUUCGACGACCAUCGCCGCCGCCUUUCGAUAUUCCGCGCGCGCCUUGGGCGCGCUUGUGCUGCCCAGCCC
This is a messenger RNA of Amoebophrya sp. A120, 180 nucleotides long. Lineage: Eukaryota; Dinophyceae; Syndiniales; Amoebophryaceae. The record is from the annotation of a GenBank genome assembly.